GUGAAAUAAUUACAUUUGUCUCAUUUUCCUCAUCUGCAAAUGGGGAUAAUAUUGGUUGUUAGGAACAUUCCAGAGGUACUGCGAAUUCAGCCUUAGCGCUCCUCAGGAGAGCUGGUGAAAUCGCAGGUCGGCACUACCUAGAGUUCUGGAUUGUUUAGAAUAUUUGUCUAGGGUGUGUUGGGGACGAGGAGGUUGUGUUUGCUGAGAGGAGGUUGAAAAGGUAGGUCUGCGGCGGCCCAGGUCGGAAUUGGGUUAUUAAUUGAGGAUAACUGGAUAGGAGGAAAUCCAAUCCGAAACUCAGUGGAUGGGGUGGGAUUGAGAAACCGCAGACCUCGCCUUCUUCGCUCCGCGCUCUGCCCAAGGUGCCGCCCCGCCACUCCACUCCGCCCCACCCUCUUUCGGUCCUGGCCCCGCCCCGCCUCGCGCUGCGGCUGCGCGCUCUGCCCCGGUUUUCAGGCCCUGGGUCCUGCGCCCGCCGUUCCUUCCACCCUGUGGAUUUCCUCCCGCUCCGUCAUGUGGAACCGUCGGCAGGGCCGCCUCAGGCCCGCGGGCUGCGGGGUGGAGGAGCUACGGCGUCGCCGCCGGGAGCGGGAGGCAGCACUGCGGAAGGCGCGGAGGGAGCAGCAGCUGGUCAGCAAGAGGCUGCUGAGGGAAGACGCCCUGGAGGAAACCGGCGGGGGAGGUGUGGCCACAAUCCUUGGGGAGGCUGAGAUCCAGCAGUUCCUGCAGCUAGCCCAGCGGGGGACAGAGGAAAAGGAGAGAGAGAAGGCUCUGGUCAGCCUUCGUCGAGGCUUGCAGCACCCUGAGACUCAGCAGACCUUCAUCCGGCUGGAAGGCAGCAUGCGGACCCUGGUUGGACUCCUGACCAGUAACCAAGCCCUGCUGCAACUUGAGGCAGCUCGGUGCUUGCAUGAGCUCUCUCAUUCUGAGCAACCUGCGGUGGCUGAGGCCUGCCUGCCAGCCACUUCCUACCUACUCACCUACCUCUCCGGACACAGCUCAGACUUCAUAGAGCUGUGUUUGUAUACACUGGGUAACCUGAUCGUGGAGAGCGAGGCUGUGAGAAGGCAGCUCCUGCCACAGGGCAUUAUCCCAGCCUUGGCUGCCUGUAUCCAGUCCCCCCAUAUGGCUGUGCUGGAAGCCCUUGGAUAUGCCCUUUCCCAGCUUCUGCAGGCUAGAGAAGCGCCAGAGAAGAUCAUUCCCUCUGUCUUGGGCUCCACUCUCCCCCAGCACAUGCUGCAACUUUUGCAACCUGGCCCAAAGUUGAGCCCUGGGGUUGCUGUGGAGUUUGCCUGGUGCCUUCACUACAUCAUCUGCAGCCAGGUCAACAAUGUCCUGCUCAUCACCCAUGGGGCCUUGUCCACUCUGGAGCUGCUGCUUUUGGACUUGGCUGGGGCUGUCCAGAGAACUGAGGAUGCAGGACUAGAGUUGCUGGCAUGCCCUGUGCUUCGGGGUCUCAGCAACCUGCUAACAGAGGCAGCGGCAGAAGAUGUGGGAGGGCAAAUGCAGUUUGGAGAUGAGCGUGUUGUGGCAGCUUUAUUUAUCCUAUUACAGUUCUUCCUCCGUAAACAGUCCAGCCUGCUUCCUGAAGGCCUCUGGCUUCUUAACAACCUCACUGCAAACAGUCCUAGUUUCUGUACUUCCUUGCUCUCCCUGGAUCUGAUUGAGCCUCUCUUACAGCUGUUGCCAGUAUCUAAUGUCGUGGGUGUAUUGGUGCUCACAGUUCUGUGCAACGUUGCAGAGAAGGGUCCUGCUUAUUGUCAGCAGCUCUGGCCGGGGCCCCUGCUCCACUCCUUGCUGGACAUACUGGCCUUCUCUGAUAUUGAAGUAGUGGACCAGAGUUUGGAGCUGCUGCAGCUGCUGUUCCUGUAUCGGCCAGAGGUGUGUUUUCUGCCCAGGCUGCCCAGGCCUUCCUGCAGCAAUCAGGGCUACAGGCCCUGGAGAAGCGUGAGGCAGCCCAGCUCCAGGAUCGUGUGCGUGCUCUCCAGGAGAUAGUUCUUCAUGAGUGACUGGGUUUCUCGAUGUCACUUAACACCACCCACCCCAGCUUCCUUGCCCCAUUUCCUCUUAGGAGCCAGUGGAGCCCCUUUUGCGGGUUCAGAACCAUACGUUUCAUGCUCUCUGCUCCCAUCCUAAGCCUAAACCAAGACCUUUGGAUCCCAGCUCUUGCUUUUUCACCCAGCACUUUCCAGGCAGGAGGACUAGAGGGAACUCAGUGUGGCCUACUUUUUCUGAGGUCCUGGAAUCUCCUUUUCUUGCUUCAGCAGCUGUUGGCUUUGGAAGAAUAAAGUUUUUUUUUUUUUUAUUAAACUG
This is a messenger RNA of Choloepus didactylus (southern two-toed sloth), 2313 nucleotides long. RefSeq names its product transmembrane and coiled-coil domains 6 (gene TMCO6). The record is from RefSeq and is a predicted model, not a curated record. Gene Ontology annotation, molecular function: nuclear import signal receptor activity; protein binding. Gene Ontology annotation, biological process: protein import into nucleus. NCBI's taxonomy places the organism in Eukaryota, Metazoa, Chordata, Mammalia, Pilosa, Megalonychidae. Bases 514 to 1995 code for a protein of 493 amino acids. The transcript is spliced from 12 exons.